AUGUUUUGGCACUUGCGCUCAGUCCUGCGGCCUUUGCCCAAAUGUCGCGUACCGUAUCGCCAAUUCACUUUCACACGACCCGGAAGACUGCCUGCAGCAGAACCCAAUGCACAGCAGGCACCAUGGAAUAUCUCCAUCCCAUCGUUCCGGCAGCAGCUGGGACGGCUGCGUGACGUUCCUUCGUUCGGAGACAAGGUGAAGCGGCCGGCCAUCGGAGGGCAGAUCAUUUUCUUUGUAGCCGGCUCUGUUCUGACAUUCGCUGUAGCCGCCAAUGUCACCAACAUCGAGACAUAUAUGUGGUCCAUCAGGCUGAUUGAGUCUGCGCCGGCGUGGAAGGAUAGGCCACCCACGAACGAUGAGAUGCGGAGAGCAAGGUACUAUGCCUUGGGGAAGCAACUGCAGCAGCGACUGGCGCUCAUGAAAGACGCAGUAGAGGAGUGGCCGCAGGCCUUCAAGGCUAUGUUGAUCUGGACCUACAUACAAUUUGCGCAGCCGGUUCUGGAUACUUCUGAAGUCCGAAGGUGGUGCUGGGGCAUUGGCGUGGUGAACGGGAUCAUAUACCUCGCGUGGCAGUUUCCACGGCUGCAGCCGCUCAUGCAGAGACGCUUUAUACACAAUCCACUGUCAGGGCUGUCGGGAACGAUGUUCACUAGCCUGCUCAGCCAUCGAAGCAUCCUUCAUCUCGCAGUUGACUCGAUGGCUUUGGCAGCGUUCGGCUCUGCCGCAUCUCAGUAUUUCUUUGAGCAGCAGGGCAGAGACCCGGAUAAUCUGCGAGAAGCGACGCCGAGAUGGCAUUUCCUCGCGUUCUGCACAAGUGCGGGCUUAUUCUCCAUCCUCGUUUCUCAUAUUGCCUACGCACGCCUAACCUAUCCCCGUCUUGUCUCCCGACUAAAGUCAACGGCCGGAUCAAGCACUGCAUCCGCAUCUAGCAGCUUCACACCACCACGUGGACGCAUCGCGUCGUUCUUCAGCAAGCAUACGAAAGAGGUACCCAUCGCCCUCGGCGCAUCUGGGGUUGUGUAUGCUGCCUUCACAGUCGUUACUCUCGCGUACCCGGAUACAGAUCUGGCGUUCAAGAUCCCGCCCACGUUUCCCAUUCCCAUAAGUUUUGCGCUGUGCGCUCUGCUCGCGUUCGAUUUCGCUGGUGUAAUAUAUGGAUGGAGGGUGUUCAACCAUUGGGCUCACCUGGGAGGUGCCGCUUUCGGUGCAUUAUACUAUGAGUACGGGCCGGAGAUCUGGGAGUUGUUCCGAGAGCUGAUGCUCGAUGACCUACCUCCUUCCUUGUGUAAUCUGGAUGAAGACGAGGGAGAUGAAGACCUGUUCCAAUGA
Messenger RNA from Laetiporus sulphureus 93-53, 1329 nucleotides. RefSeq lists its product as uncharacterized. Gene Ontology annotation, molecular function: serine-type endopeptidase activity. The coding region runs from base 1 to 1329 and encodes 442 amino acids. NCBI's taxonomy places the organism in Eukaryota, Fungi, Basidiomycota, Agaricomycetes, Polyporales, Laetiporaceae. The record is from RefSeq and is a predicted model, not a curated record. Gene Ontology annotation, cellular component: membrane. The transcript is spliced from 7 exons.